CAACACUGCUCCUGGCCCGUACUGAGUCUUUUUCAUGCAGCUGCCUUGGGGGAAUUAUUAUAUUCAGGCUGCGUCCAAAUAGAAAAGAUCUCUCUCUAUAGAUGGUAAAUCCCAGUAAGAAGCAUCACAGGGAACAUUCUUGAGAAGUCUAGUUAUACUGGGGCUUCAUUGACUUCAACUGCUUCAGGCUGGUAGUCAUGGACAAAACAUAUAAUUGGCUCUUUCUCAUCUUGCUGCAUGCUGCAAUUGAAAAUAGCAAGGGGUGCUACUGCGACCAUUAUCCAUGGACUCCCUGGUCUGGCUGUUCAAGGACAUGUAAUCAUGGAACUCAAAAUAGGCAUAGGCAAAUCAAGAUGGAUGAGUAUUACCAAAAAAACUUUUGUGCACAACUUUGCACCACCCAGGAAUCCAGAACCUGUAACCAGCAGAUGUGUCCAAUCAACUGCCGGCUUGGAGAUUUUGGUCCCUGGUCAGAAUGUGAUCCAUGUGUUAAAAAGCAAUUUCGUACCAGGUCCUUUAACCAACUAGCUCAGUUCAAAGGACAACCAUGUGAUGAACCCUUGGUGGAGUCCCGACCUUGCUUUCCCAUGAAACUCUGCAACAUGGAGGAAGUAAACUGUGGCAACAAAUUCCAGUGUGAAAAUGGUCGUUGCAUUAGCCGGAACCUGAAGUGCAACGGAGAAAAUGACUGUGAGGACAAUUCAGAUGAAAGGAAUUGUCCGCGUGUGCGGCCCGUGUGCACUAGAAGUCAUGAGAGCAUCCCUGGCGUGCACUUAAUGGGCCAUGGAUAUCAUAUUCUGGCAGGAAUGAAUCGAGGUGAAGUUCUUCGUAAUUCUUUCAACGGAGGCAAGUGCACACUUGUCAAGACCAUUGAUGCAAGGAAAACAUAUCGUGUUCCUGCAAACUUAGAGUCUGUUUCCUUUCAGGUAGUGAAUGAAGAGGAUGAGGUGGCUUCGGAGUUUUACAAUGACUUGACCCCACUUGAAACCAGCAUUUCUAGAGACAGCUCUUCCUCUAGCUCUGGCAAAAGGCGAUCUGGGAUCCCACUCCUGUUCUCCAGGAAGACAAAAGUGCAGGUCACAUCUUCUUCCUCCUUCAAGGAAGCAAUCCAAGCUUCACAUAAAAAGAACUCCAACUUUAUUAGGAUCCAUAAGGUAAUAGCGGUAUCAAACUUCACAAUGAAGGAGUCAGACUUGCAGCUGUCUGGGGUGUUCUUACAGGCACUUAACAGCUUGCCCCUGGAGUACAACUAUCCUCUCUACAGCCAGAUAUUUGAGGACUUUGGGACACAUUACUACGCAUCUGGGUCACUGGGAGGCAUGUAUGACCUCCUCUAUCAGUACAGUGCUGAAGAGCUGAGAAAUUCAGGUUUAACACAGGAAGAAUCAAAAGAGUGCAUCCGGACAGAAACAACCAGGCGUGUCUUCUUCAAAAAAAAGAGGAAAGUGGAAACAAGGUGCACCACCAACCGAAUGGUUGCUCACCAUGAAGGUUCAUUUCUGCAGUCCUCUGAAAAGUCCGUAUCAUUCACCAAAGGCGGAAGAUCUCAGUACGCCGCAGCUCUUGCUUGGGAAAGAAAAGGAGCCUUUCCUGAGCAUGCCGUGUUUACCAAUUGGCUGGAAUCAAUGAAGGACAAUCCAGCUGUGGUUGACUUUGAGCUGACUUCCAUUCUGGAGCUGGUAAAGAACUUCCCCUGUGCAGCAACUAAACGUCGUAAUCUCAGAAGAGCUCUUGCUGAGUACGCAGCACAGUUUGACCCAUGCCAGUGUGCUCCAUGCCCCAACAACGGCAAGCCAGUGCUGUCUGGAACCGAAUGCUUGUGUGUGUGCCAGGCUGGGACCUAUGGCAAUAACUGUGAAAUACGAGCACCAGAUUACCAUUCAGUUGCAGUGGAUGGUUACUGGAAUUGCUGGGGUUCAUGGAGUCCCUGUGACAGUUCCCAUAAGAGGCGGAGGAGCCGCACAUGUAACAACCCCUCCCCUCUAAAUGGAGGGAAGCCAUGUGAAGGCGAACGAGAGCAAGAGGAAGGAUGCUACUUCUCCAUAUUUGUUGACAAGGGAGCUGUAUGUGUAAAUGACGAUGAAGCAUCAAGGGAGGGGGACAUUGCAGUUGAAAAGCCUGAAUCAGGAUGCUUCAAACCAGAUCCACCAGAACAUGGAUUUAUCAGGAAUGAGAAGAACCACUAUAACUUUGGGGAAAAUGCUGAAGUUGUGUGCUUCAGUGGAUACACUAUUACAGGAUAUCCAUUCUUUCGCUGCCAGCCGGAUCAGACUUGGUCACAACAUCCUGUUGAAUGCCAGUUAUCUGCAUGUCGCAGACCAGCAGCCUCAGAUGUUGUCUCCAUUUUUCCCUUUAAAAGUGAAUAUAAAAUUGGGGAAACAAUUCGUGUAAGUUGUGCACCAACCUUUAGGUUGACUGGCCAUGCAGAGUACACUUGUGGAAGUGGCCCAUCCUGGCGUCCUGCUGUAGUGAGACUGCUUACCUGUGAGAAAGAAGAUCACCUUUAUUCUCAAAGCAACUGCAAACCAGGACAGAAGCAAGUGGCCUCCCAAUGUGUGUGUAUGAACUCCAGAGAGGACUGCAGACACUACUCUGAAGAUGUCUGCGUACUGGAUGCCACUUCUGAACAAGCACUUACAAAGCCCAGCUGCCCAUAUUUGGCUGAAAAAUGCCUGGAUCAGCAUUCAUUCCAUUUCCUGCAUUCUGGCCCCUGCUCAAGUAGGACCGAUGUGAGUUGGGCUAAAGAAAGGCUCAGAAUUGCUACAAACAGCAUAAAGAGAGAACCCUGUGGCUAUGACACAUGUUAUGACUGGGAGCAGUGUUCAGAGCUGCACGCUACAUGUGUCUGCUUGCUGCCUAACCAGUGCUCGCGGGGCGGGGAGCCCAUUUCCUGCGUCCAGAUUAGGACAAGAAAGAUAACAGCAAACCUCUGUAUGCUGGGGGCGUUGAAGUGCUCCAAUACGAACAUUGUAAUUUUACAUGAAGGGAGCUGUUCAAACUAAAAGAUGACAUGGAGCAUCCACAGCAUGAAUGGCUGGUUUUUGCUCUGGGCCUUCCCAAAUUGCUUUAAUUCCAGAAUCUGAGCAUCUCACUCCAGCCUUUCUCAUUCCUGUAAUCAACACAUACCUGACGUUCAUGCCAAUUCCCUUUUCUUCCACUGAAUACCUUUGAGCAUGGAUCAAAUACAUUGCACAUAAAAAGUGGGCGGAGCUUCAAUUGCACUGUGGCAGUCGCCUUCUUGACUUUUUUGACUUUACCCUGCGGAUGCCCCGAUCCCAUGCCUUCCAUUUGAUGGAAUUCAGUAUUUGAUUGCAAAUGUCCGGAGUAAGUGUCCAUUGGACAGUCCCAUUCCAAUAGUAUUUGCUGUCUAAGCUGGACCCCAAAUAGCAGCUGUCCCUUUGACAUGGCUGCAGUUUCUCCUCCCCAUUCUGAGAAGUCAGAUGCAUUUUUGUACUGCUUUAUGGUGCUCUUUAAAACUCCUGCUUACCUCUUCAGCCAGCCAGCAAUUCCAAAGCACUAAAAUGGAGCACUAGACAAUUCUCUGCUUCCUUCCUGGUUUUGCCAGGAAGCCAGAGAGGACAAAAACAAACAGCCCACUUAGACCAGCCAGAAUGCCAUAGUAGCAUCAGGUCACCUUUAUCUUGGGGGGGAGUUACAUCCAGGGCUGCAACUAGGGUCUGUGUCACCUGGGGCAAGCAUGGAUUCCAUGCCCAUUUUGGUGCCCCUCCAGUGCAGCACCCAGGGCACAUGUCCCGCUUCCCCCCCCCCCCCCAGUUGCAGCCCUGGUUACAUCUCAAGAACCAGGAAGUAGAAUGAUGUAGGAGUUUCUGCCAAGGGGGACCCACUCCCACCCACAUCAGCUACAGAAGAAGCACAGAAAAUCUGCCUUCCUUAGGGAUGCUGCAGAGCCAGUUAAUUGACUCUGAAUGCAAAGAAUGCAGAAGUACAGCAGGGUCCUGCAGACAUCAAAGAAUCUGAAAUUGGUUUAGCAAUUCCCUGUGGAGGGGCCUUCACACACCAGUUCUUCCUUCCUCUAUUUUCACCCCGCCUCCCUGCUCCUGCCACAGUGCCACUGCAGCAGCCUGGUUCAGCCUGGUCCAUAGCACAUCUCGGCUUGUCACGGGACAGCUGUAGUGCCCUGCUAAUCAAAGUAUAGGCUGGCAUGAUGCUUUUCACCUGGCUGGCAUCAUAUCUUUGGCAGGGGUCAGUGACAGAGGAUGUCAUCUGCAUUCCAAAAGAUCACUAGUUUCAAUCUGCCAUUUACAAUUUUUAAAAAAAUCUGAAAACAGAGGUGGAAAGACCUUGGCAAGCCAUCAACCACUUACAUAAAAUAGAUUUUCCCCAACCAUUUGCCCUCCAGAAGUAUAGGAACUGCAACUCCAGGAAUUCCUUGCCUGCUCCCGACAUCAGUACAGUACCAGGUCAGAUAAUAUUAGGGUAGGUGGUCCAAUGCUGUGGCUGCUAAUUCCACUUCCUUAGCAAGAUACUUCUCAAUUGAAUAUUACUAAUUUAUUUGCUAUCUAGAAUUAUUGGUAGUGGUACUACUGGUAUACCUGCAAACUGCACACUUGCUCUAGCUUGAAUUGUCAUAAUGCCUAAUUUGAGGGACAGUCUUUCAAGUUCAUGUAAAGGUAAAGGUAAAGGUUUCCCUUGACAUAAAGUCCAGUCGAGUCCGACUCUAGGGGGCGGUGCUCAUCUCCGUUUCUAAGCCUUGGAGCCGGUGUUGUCAUAGACACUUCCGGGUCAUGUGGCCAGCAUGACGACUCGGAACGCCGUUACCUUCCCGCCGAAGCGGUACCUAUUGAUCUACUCACAUUUGCAUGUUUUCGAACUGCUAGGUGAGCAGGAGCUGGGAUUAACAACGGGAGCUCACCCCGCCGCGCGGUUUCGAACCGCCGACCUUCCGAUCGGCAGCUCAGCGGUUUAACCCGCAGCGCCACCAUGUCCAAAUAUUCCUGUAGGGAAACAAUAUUUUAAUAAGACGCAUAUCUACUCUGAAGUCACUGAGCUCAGUGGGAUUUAUUCUCUGCUAAGCAUAUACAAAAUUGCAACCAAAUUCUGUUUUCAGAAAGGAUUAUAAUUGAGAAGUUGUUAAUUAACUCCCAUAUAAUGCAUAGGACAAUAUGUAGACUUUAUUCUGAACAAAAAGAUUAUUUGUCGUAUCUGUAAAAUCUGCUCAGCAUUAAUCCACUGUAACCUUGGGAUCACUUGGCUUAAAUUUCCCAACUUUCUGUUCUGUUAAAAUUUAACUAAUACAAAUAAAUGGCUGCCCCAAACAGCCAAUCACA
Molecule: messenger RNA, 5288 nt
Organism: Candoia aspera
Lineage: Eukaryota; Metazoa; Chordata; Lepidosauria; Squamata; Candoiidae
Gene: C6
Product: complement C6
Exons: 19
Coding region: 198-3002 (934 amino acids)
Biological process (GO): complement activation
Cellular component (GO): membrane attack complex
Molecular function (GO): protein binding
Source: RefSeq, a predicted model, not a curated record